This is a messenger RNA of Cantharellus anzutake, 1401 nucleotides long. RefSeq names its product putative chloroperoxidase. Gene Ontology annotation, molecular function: peroxidase activity. Bases 117 to 1016 code for a protein of 299 amino acids. The record is from RefSeq and is a predicted model, not a curated record. The transcript is spliced from 6 exons. NCBI's taxonomy places the organism in Eukaryota, Fungi, Basidiomycota, Agaricomycetes, Cantharellales, Hydnaceae.
AGUGGAAUCGUCAUAACUCGGGGUUAAGAUCUGAAAACCUUAAAAAGCGAGAAACAAGCUGAAACACAGCCGUAGGUUCGCCUGAUCUUGUUCUCUUGCAAAGCCGAGAACUCAGCAUGUCACCAGCUUUGUUGGACGAUAUCUUCCUCUUGAUUAAACUCGUCCUAUGGGCAAGCAUAAGACUGCUACGUGGAUUCAUAACUGGGAAAUUCAUUCCCACCUCGAUAUUCCGAUCCAUAUUUGUGAACGCAUGGGACGUCAGCUUAUUCUUGGUCAACCUCGUCUCGCCAGAUCUUAAGCCCAAUGAGGUGUACAAGCCAGGCAUGCCAGGAUACGGAGGUAUUUGGCCACAGUACAUCAAGCCCGAUCCUCAGAAAGAUUCUCGCAGCCCUUGCCCUGGGUUGAAUACUUUGGCUAAUCACGGUAUUUUGCCUCGGGAUGGCAGGAACCUCACGGCCAACAUGGUGGUUAAGGCUCUCUGUGACACCUGGAACGUCUCCAAGCCCAUGGCGACAAACGGUCUAGACACUGUAACUUUAAGCCUGCUCAAACGCGACACUUUCGACUUGAGUGAUCUCUUAUGCCACAAUAUGGUCGAGCAUGACGGAAGCUUGACUCGCGAAGAUGCCUACUUUGAGCCUUACCAAGGUGUUCCUUCUGCAUCCCUUAUCAGCAAGCUCCUCGCCUUGGCCACGGGACCCGCGUCGCCAGAGAAACCAGAAGGUUACCUCACCCCUUCCGACAUUUCACGCCACACAUCCCUCCGUUGGUCUGAGUCCCAGCGCCGAAAUCCACAAUUCUACCUCAAUGCAACGCACAAACUCUUCACGUGUCAAAAUGGGGCACUGCUUCAUGAUAUCUUUGGCGGUGACGUUAAAAGUUGCAGGGUCCUCUUGGAAGAAGAGCGAAUUCCCAAUGGCUUCGUUUCGUUCACGAGGAGACGGAUGGGAGCGACAUGGACUGAAACCUACCUGCGCGUAGCUGAGAUUGGUUUGGGUAUAUCUCAAAUCCCAUGAUCCUAGACCUUUUUUCCAUUUCCAUCUUGAAGUCUCGAUUUUCGUUUCAUUGCAGUCUCAAAUGAAGCUUGUUCAUUCUAUCUCACACAAAUUGCAAAAUAGUCAUUUGUGCGUCGAGAUUACUCUCCGUUGAUUCCGCUGACCGAAUAUUAGUGGCGCUUGUGACAUGAAUGAGGAUGACUGCUGAUAUGGUAUAUAUAUAUGCAUGUUGUAGAUCGAAUGAUGCAAAUCCCCGCGAACAUUAAUGCGCCAAAAUCGAGCACAAAAAAAAAAGCCAUGUGCUGUUUCGAGUUGAUGGGGCUAAGGGUACAUUCGCCUUUCAACCUUGAUCGAUUCCCCCCGACAUCGACGCACUAUACAACAUAAUAUAGUUAUUACUCACAUC